AUGGGCGAGAAACCGACCGAUCCCGAGGCGCCUGUCCUGGCACAACAGGACGCCCACUCAGCGGUAUGGAUAGAGAAGGAGAUCGGAGCUGAAGUUGCGCGCGAGUGGUCUCGCGAUCCAGCCAAGAGUGUCGCCGCGCAAACCAGGCCGAAGAAUCCCCUGGCCGAGCUGACCCAGGAGGAACUGUUCCGCGAUGUCGAGCAGUUCGCGCACGAAAAAGAGCUUACCGAUAUCCUCGACUUGCUGAAGAAGGGUUCCUUAAUUGCGCAGGAUCCCAAGCGUUUUGAGGAGCUGCCCGAGCUGUCGGAGGAGGAGAAAGAUGUGCUGCGCCGCGAGAAGACGCACCGGUGGAGUCAGCCGUUUAUGAUGUACUUUAUGACCAUUCUCUGCGCCGGAUCGGCUAUCGUGCAAGGCAUGGAUCAAACAGCCGUGAACGGUGCCCAAGAGUACUACUUUGAAGAGUUUAACCUGAAAGACCCCUGGCUCCAGGGUCUGGUGAACGGGGCGCCCUACCUAUGCUCCUGUCUCAUCGGGUGCUGGACGACCGCCCCGCUUAACCGCUGGUUCGGUCGUCGCGGGUGUAUCUUCAUCUCGUGUUUUGUCUCGUUCGCCUCUUCGUUCUGGAUGGCGUGUGCGCACACCUGGUGGAAUCUAAUGCUCGGUCGCUUUCUGCUUGGGUUCGCCGUCGGUGCCAAAUCCACGACUACCCCGGUGUACGGUGCCGAGUGCGCGCCUGCCAACAUCCGAGGUGCUCUCGUCAUGAUGUGGCAGAUGUGGACAGCUUUCGGCAUCAUGCUGGGGUUUAUCGCCAGUGUCGUCUUCAUGGACGUUACGAACACUAACAUCCCGGGUUUGAACUGGCGUCUUAUGCUGGGGUCUACCGCCAUUCCGCCGAUGUUUGUCUGUGCCCAGGUGUACUUCUGUCCCGAGUCUCCCAGAUGGUACAUGAUCCGUGACCGCUAUCGCGAAGCCUACCAGGCGCUUUGCAGUCUGCGUCCAACCGCGCUCCAGGCUGCCCGCGACCUCUACUAUAUCCACGUUGCACUGAAGCAUGAGGAGAAGAUGCGCGAAGGCAAGCAGCUCUGGCUGGAGAUGUUUACGGUGCCGCGCAAUCGGCGGGCAGCACAGUCGUCUUUCUUCGUCAUGUUCAUGCAGCAAUUCUGCGGUGUCAAUGCUAUCAUGUACUACUCGUCGUCCAUGUUCAUCGGUGCAGGCUUCGAUCUUCGCAUGGCCCUCAUCACAUCGCUCGGCUGCGGCAUCACCAACUGGCUGUUCGCCCUCCCAGCCGUCUACACGAUCGACACCUUCGGACGACGCAACCUCCUCCUCACGACCUUCCCGCUGAUGAGUCUCUGCCUGCUCUUCACGGGAUUCUCCUUCUGGAUCCCCGAAGGCAGCGAGGCCCGUCUCGCCUGUGUCGCCACCGGAAUCUACCUCUUCAUGAUCGUCUACUCCCCAGGAGAAGGUCCCGUUCCAUUUACAUACUCAGCUGAAGCCUUCCCCCUCUACAUCCGUGACAUAGGCAUGUCCUUCGCGACCGCCACCACCUGGGGUUUCAACUUCAUCAUCUCCCUGACAUGGCCGGCGCUCGUCAAGGCCUUCACCCCGCAGGGUGCGUUCGGCUGGUACGCGGCGUGGAACUUCGCCGGCUGGAUCUUUGCCUAUUUCUGUCUGCCGGAGACGAAGGCGUUGUCCCUGGAAGAGCUGGAUCAGGUCUUUUCUGUGCCGACCCGGAAGCAUAUGAACCAUUAUGCGGGGAUGCUUCCGUGGUAUUUCAAGAAGUAUAUUCUGCGCGGCGAUGUGCCGCCCCAGAAGCAGUUGUAUGAUUAUGAGUAG
This is a messenger RNA of Aspergillus campestris IBT 28561, 1836 nucleotides long. RefSeq names its product sugar porter family MFS transporter. NCBI's taxonomy places the organism in Eukaryota, Fungi, Ascomycota, Eurotiomycetes, Eurotiales, Aspergillaceae. Gene Ontology annotation, cellular component: membrane. The record is from RefSeq and is a predicted model, not a curated record. Gene Ontology annotation, biological process: transmembrane transport. Bases 1 to 1836 code for a protein of 611 amino acids. The transcript has 9 exons. Gene Ontology annotation, molecular function: myo-inositol:proton symporter activity.